This is a messenger RNA of Somion occarium, 2108 nucleotides long. The record is from the annotation of a GenBank genome assembly. Lineage: Eukaryota; Fungi; Basidiomycota; Agaricomycetes; Polyporales; Cerrenaceae.
GUGACGCAGCCCAUGAGCGAAGCGAGCUCUUCACGGUGACUGUCUUCAGCCCUUGUGAUAUUUGACGAUGCACUAUACCCCCAGCUCGAAUCUCAAAACGGUGGAAGUGCAAAGGCGAGGUGCAUUUGGUCAAGUCGGUAACGCUCGUGGCUUUGGCGGAAGCGGUUUAGAACUAAGCUGUUGACGCGGACGUAUGGGCGCUCUCCCUAAGAAUCUUGGUUCCACUAAGUCAACAAGUUCAUCAUUUCAGUUUCGCGGGUCGUGUGGACUUCACUUGGCCUCCAGUUACUUGCAAAGGUCAAUAUAAACCUGUAUAGGGGCUGUAAAAUGUACUGGAACACUGUUUGCUAGAUUGUCAGUUCGCGCUCAACCUGAACCCAGGCUUGCUGCGGUACGACAUUGGCAUGUCACCGACCACUCAGCCGCAGAGAUCCAGGAAGUCUCAGAAGCAAUCUGGGAAAGAACGAGAAGAAAGCGAACGGCCAGCAGUUCAACUUCCCACUGCCUUCUUUCCCUUUGCGCGGUACACGUCCGUCGUCGGUGUACACACCAGCCUCAUCGCCUUCACUGCACUGUUCCUUCCACGGACGUCUCUGUCCUCACUAUUCAGAUCAUCGGCAGCAAACGGGCAAUUGGGUAAGCCCGACGAUGUUCUGCUCACUCUGACAGAAAAUCCGCUACGGACACUUGCUUGGAUCUGUGCUGGAAGCUGUGUGUUGCAAGUCUGGUGGGCCAGUUGGCUACGUAACUGGGCACUGGAUGCCCGUGCAGGUGUCACCGAAGGAGCAGAUGACACGACUCGACGCACGGAGCAAAAGCUGCUGAGAGAGGAAUGGAACAGCGGUCGAUUCGCGGUUGGUUUCAUUGAUAUAUUCGUACGAUGUACACUGAUGUAUAUUGUAUUACAGGCGUUCCGAAUGGCUUGUCUGGCUGCCGUUGUCACCUCAGUCGUCUUCUCCAUAGUCAUCAUACUAUAUGGAGCUCCACUAAACAGUCAUCUUCUCCGUACCUAUCUUUUAGGGCUUCUAGUUGCCUUGCUCUCCGUGUUCAGUGCUGCUUACACACUUGGUGUUCCUUCUCUUGGUUCAGACACCGAAUCUUUAGUACGGCGAUUGACCUGGAUCCGCCUGUUCGCGGAGCUUUCUCCGCGCACUCCAGUUGAGCGAGCAAUACUAUACCCUGCAAUAGGCACCGUUCUGGGAUGUUGGGUCGGCGCGAUUCCGAUAGGACUAGAUUGGGAACGUCCGUGGCAGGCGUGGCCUCUUACCCCCGCUUAUGGUGCUGUCUCGGGGUACAUCGUGGGCUCCCUGUGGGCACUUGCUAUUAAUGGAGUACGCCAACUCUACGAAAUCCAGUUGCGCGAAAACAGAGAGGCAGCAAGCGCGAAACGAUCGGAACCUCAGCACACCAAGAAGAAAGGGACGUGAAUCCAUAUAUCCCCUCCAUUGCUCUUCUAGUUGGGACAUGGUCUAAUUCUAUACAUCCUACGAGAUACACAUAUCUAUCACUAAUAUAUUGUUCGUUGAACGUCUAGUGAGCACACAUGUCGUUGAAGAUUAGGAGAUGAGGACUCGAAGGUCUCCGAUGGAUUUCGUGACAUAGUCAGGAACGGUGGGCGAAGCAUUUGGUCCAGUAAUAUCUGACUCCUUUGUGAUACCUGUGAGGACCAAGAGCGUAGCCAAACUCCCGUUCUUGCCAAAUUGAAUAUCAGUGUUCAGCCGAUCGCCAAUCAUAAUGGUACGCUUGGGAUCGAAGUCAUGCCUGUUCAAACCGUCAUAAUUAGUUCAAUGAACUACCAAACAAAGACGAUGCGACGUACUUCGCUUUGAUACACUCUAACAUAGUACCUGCAGGCUUCCCGAUACUAAUAGGGUCUCUUCCGAGAGCAAACCUUAGCGGUGCACCGAUCGAGCCUGCACCAGGGAGCAGACCUUCAGCACUUGGGUAUGUGCUGUCCUCGUUUGUGGCGAGGAAUAGACAUGCGGGGUCGCGUAGGAGGUAUUGGAAUGCUUUAGAUAACUUGGUAUAGUUGAUUGAGGUAUCGAGACCGCAGAGAACCGCUCCUACGGCGGGAUCUGGUGUCCAGUUCGCGAGAGUAAAUGGUUCGA